Messenger RNA from Cottoperca gobio, 2050 nucleotides. RefSeq names its product REX4 homolog, 3'-5' exonuclease (gene rexo4). Lineage: Eukaryota; Metazoa; Chordata; Actinopteri; Perciformes; Bovichtidae. The transcript is spliced from 9 exons. Gene Ontology annotation, biological process: rRNA processing; DNA catabolic process. Bases 36 to 1391 code for a protein of 451 amino acids. Gene Ontology annotation, cellular component: nucleus. The record is from RefSeq and is a predicted model, not a curated record. Gene Ontology annotation, molecular function: 3'-5' exonuclease activity; nucleic acid binding.
GACGGGUAACAGACUUCACAUACUUUAACCAAAGAAUGCAAAAUAUUUUACCGAAAGUGGCCAUAAUGCCAGAUGUGAAGGAAAAGACAAAAGUGUCGCCUGCUAAAAAACAAGGACCCACAUCUACAGAGAAAACCUACACAGUGAAAAAGAAAAGGAAACAGUGGAUGAAAGAGAAGUUUAAGAACAUAAAGCCACAACCCAAGAAACAAGAGAAAGCUAAAGUUCAGCAGGCAGUACCUCCAAAAGACGGCCUGCAGUUCUCUGCUAACUGGAAGACAUUACAAGAGAUGUUAAAGGCAAGUCAACCAGAGAAGAAGCAGCCUAUUGCACCAAAACCUCUGAAUGGUGCUCUGCAAGAAAAGGAGGCUAAAGAAAAAAAAUCUAAAAAUAUGUCCAAGAACAAUGUCUGUCCAGGGCAGACGGACACCGGGAAAAAGGUGAAGCACAAAACUUCUCCUAAAAGUGUUGUCCCCAAGGACGCUCCGGUGAACUCAAAGGUUCCCGCUGUCUCGGAGACAAAACCGUCUGCGGCUCUAAAAAGGAAAAAGGACAGUGGAAAAUCAAACGACGAGCAGGCAGCCAAGAAGAAGAAGAAGAAGGAGGAGAAGAAGAAGGAGAAGCCUGUGGAUGAAGAGAAGAAACCUACAGAAAAGGACCUCUGGUUUGACGAUGUAGACCCUGAUGACAUUGAGGCUACAGUGGGAGCUGAGGCUGCAGAGAUCAUGAGGAAGAAGCAGGGCAUUCACAAGAACAAGGACACGGAGAGCUCACUGGUCAAGGAGAAAGCUUUUGAGGGCCUCACCAGAGCCGUGGCCAUUGAUUGCGAGAUGGUGGGAGUCGGUCCUGAUGGAGAGGACAGCAUCUUGGCUCGUGUGUCCCUCGUGAACCAGUUUGGGAAAUGCAUAUAUGACAAAUAUGUGAAACCCACAGAGAAGGUGACCGACUACAGGACAGCUGUCAGUGGCAUCCGACCAGAGGACAUCAUAGAGGGAGAGGAUGUGCAGACUGUGCAGAGGGAGGUUGCUGAGAUCCUGCAAGGCAGAAUAGUGGUUGGACACGCCAUACACAACGACUUAAAGAUUUUACUCCUGGAUCAUCCAAAAAAGAAAAUCCGGGACACGCAGAAGUACAAACCUUUUAAGAAGUCUGUAAAGAGCGGUCGACCCUCGCUGAAACUCCUCUGCAGAGAAAUACUCAACGUUAAGGUCCAACAGGGUGAACAUUCAUCCGUCCAAGACGCACAGGCCACCAUGAGGCUCUACACAAUGGUGAAGAAGCAGUGGGAAGCAGAGAUUAAAGCCAGUCAUAACAACAGAGACUCAGCGCAGAAGAGGGAGAGAAAGCCAAAGUCUUCCAAGAACAGGGGCAAGAACCUCAGGGGAUUAUGAAUUCAUAAUCAAUCUGCAAGAGGACACCUCUGCACCAGAGCAGACUUGACUAAAAAGAACAGAGAUUUCGAAACAUGACCAUAAAAAUCUGAUUUUUAACAGGUGGCCCCUCAGACAGGACAUUUCAGGGUGUGAAGGACUUGAUUGUUUUUGCCAAGACUUGCACUAAAGCGGGAGUGUUCUGCCCGAGCUUCCCAGGCUGUAACUCACACAGGGAUUUAAACAGCUGAGAGUUCACGGUGCGUUUAGUUACACUGAUCUUUUCACAUUCAAAUAUUCCCAUCAUUUCCCGGCAUUCGGAGAAAGAUGUUGAAAUCAUCCACUUUCAUCUCCGGAGUUCUCAUGAGAAUCAACAUCAUUUAGCCCACCAGCAGACCACCUGUUGUUUUUGUAAAUGGCCAAAAGGAACAUUUUGUUUCAAAACGAAGCGCAUCACUUGUAUGGAAAUGACAGGUUUUUCCAAUAUGGCGCAACACUAGCUUGUUGACAUGAUGGAGAUGCUGGUUUACAGCAGUAAUGUUUGCUGUACUUAUUGACUCCCUCAUUGAAAGUCCAAAGUUGAGACCCGUAUCGUCAUCUUUUCUGUUUUUCCUCCAGAUGAGUUCUCAGAUACAUUUGUAUUUUGGUUUUGAUCUCCAGAUAAACAUGUUUAUCGCUUC